Messenger RNA from Mobula hypostoma (lesser devil ray), 7952 nucleotides. It is a transcript of the gene plekhg2, whose product is annotated as pleckstrin homology domain containing, family G (with RhoGef domain) member 2. NCBI's taxonomy places the organism in Eukaryota, Metazoa, Chordata, Chondrichthyes, Myliobatiformes, Myliobatidae. Bases 314 to 5260 code for a protein of 1648 amino acids. Gene Ontology annotation, biological process: regulation of actin filament polymerization. The record is from RefSeq and is a predicted model, not a curated record. Gene Ontology annotation, molecular function: small GTPase binding; guanyl-nucleotide exchange factor activity. The transcript has 20 exons.
UCGGGGGCCGCUUUCGCUCCGUCUCCGCCGGAGAGGAGGCAAGUCUUCCCCCUUCCCUUCUCUCUCUCUCUCCCCCCUCUGGCCCAUGGACUUCUAUCCCCAGGACCCGGCCAGUCUCGCCCCCCGCCCACCCCUGAAUGGGGCGACAGGAGACAGGGCGAAAGUGUGAAGAAAGCGGAGAUUUCACUCGGACGCCGCAUGCUAGUGAACCAGAGAGGGGGAGAGAGCCGGCGGACCGGGAGAUAACACAGGGGCUCCCAAAACAGGCACAGUUCCCAGCUUCAGUCUUUGAAGAGGUGACCUGGUGGACAAAAUGAAAGGUCCCCUCCGCUUUGACAAGCUCAAAAUGCCGGAAGGAGCAGAGAGUGCCAGUGAAAGCCAGGUCUGCAAUCGAGGCGCUCCUCGGCCGUGCUCAGCCUCCUCGCUCAGCCUGAUGACGGCGGUGACAGACAGCAUGGCGGCCGCGCCUAGCUCGGACAGCCUUACCUCCAUGAACACGGUGUGCUCGGACAGCGACCGGCCCGCCAGCCUCAGUUCCUCGGCCUCCUCGGCCUCUCUGCCGGACAGCGCCAGCGCCUUCAGCAGCGGCUCGGCCCGCCCUGCGCAGCACGGCAGCGACAUCAGCCUGGACCUGACGCCGGUGGGCCAGGGAGAGACGCCCUCUGACGACCCCUCGGGCGGAGCCGAGGUCCCGGCCCUCCGCCUGGUCUCCCCGGCCACGGAUAUGCCGGCCCACACCCCAGCCACCCCCCAGCAGGAGGAAACCAUCGUCAAGCCCUCGCGAGUGGAUAGGGUGGUCAGGGAGAUUGUGGAGACAGAGCGAGCCUACGUCAGGGACCUGAAGAGCAUUGUGGAGGAUUACCUGGGCUGCAUCAUUGACUGCGGAGAACUGCCCCUCCAGCCGGAUGAAGUAAACACCUUGUUUUGCAACGUUGAGGACAUCUACCAGUUCAACAGUGAGCUGCUGGAAGACCUGGAGGGUUGCAAGGACCCCAUUGGGGUGGCGGAAUGCUUUGUGGAACGAAGUGAAGAAUUUGAUAUCUACACUGUGUACUGUAUGAACUAUCCCAACUCUGUCUCCCUGCUGCGGGACUGCAUGAAGAACGGUACCCUGGCCAAGUUCUUCCGUGAGCGACAGGCCUCCCUGUCACACUCGCUGCCUCUGGAAACGUACCUGCUGAAGCCUGUCCAGAGGAUACUGAAAUACCAUCUCCUGCUGCAGGAGCUGGCCAAGCACUUCGACAAGAGCGCUGACGGGUACGAGGUGGUGAAGGAGGCCAUUAUCACCAUGACGGCAGUGGCCUGGUACAUCAACGACAUGAAGAGGAAGCAGGAACAGGCGGUCAGACUGCAGGAGAUUCAGAACUCACUGCUGAACUGGACGGGUCCCGACCUGAUUGCGUUCGGAGAGCUGGUGCUGGAAGGAACAUUCCGGGUACAGAGAGCCAAGAAGGAGCGGACGCUGUUUCUCUUUGACAAGAUGCUUCUCAUUACCAAGAAGAGAGCAGAUCAGUACACCUACAGUCUGCACAUCUUUUGUUGCAACCUGACGUUGUCGGAGAACAUGAAGGAUUCCCUCAGCUUCCGAGUGACUGACCUGACGGUUCCGAGGCAGCAGCACACACUCCAGGCCAAGAACCAAGAAGAGAAGAGGCUGUGGAUACAUUACCUCAAGCGGUUAAUCGUAGAGAAUCACCCGGCCUCCAUCCCACAGAAGGCGAAGCAGGUGUUGCUGGAAAACCACUCUCAUUACUCGCCAGUGAAUUGUUACAGUCCAGAGCCCUUGAAGAAAGUUGUCUCCUCACCCCACCUAGACGAUUCCCGAGGAUGUUCACGAGGGCGAAGACAGUCGGAACCUCCAGUGUUCAGCUACACCCCAGAAAGAUCGAAGAAGAUAUUUCCCCUGUUAAAUGCAGAGAAUUCAUUGCCAUUCUGGCGGGGAAGAAGGCAGUCUGAGCCGAGCAAACAGAUUCAGGCAGUGAUUGAGCAGACUGGAUCACCACUGAAGUACACAGGCAGUGAGGACGACCUGCUGUCCAACAUGGAGACCCUCAGCCUACUGGGCAGCGUCAGCACGCUCGCAUCGAGUGUACUGGAGCUGGAAGCUGAGCCUGUGGAGAUGGGCUGUCUGGAGACCCCUAGCCCCGGGGACAUGGCAGAGCCCGCAGGCCCGAGCGAGGAGAAAGAGCUGCAAGAUCCCAACCAGUAUGAGGAGCCGGAAUUCUGUGGUAUUGGAAGCAUUGAUCUGGAGAUGGAACAGAUAUUUGCUGGGAUGGAGUAUCUGCAGAAGAAGGUUCCAGAGGACCUGCACGCGAUUGUGGAGGAGACCCCGCCCCUGUGUCGACCUCGGGCUGUGCCUGACGAACCCCUGGAUGUCUUUGAAGAUACGGACGUCAAAGGCUGUCCACUGGUGGAUGCUUCCUGUGCUGAACAGGCUGAAGAAACUGGGCCUUGCACCACUGAGUCUUCUGAAGACAGUGACCUCCACAAAGGGAAGAGGAUUCCCUCGCUGCAGAACCUAGUGGAUUUGGGAGGGACGGAUCAGGAAGACCGCAGUAGCCAGGUUCUGGAGGGUGAAGGUACUUGCGCUAGUGAUGGGGAUGGAAACGGGGGUGCUGGUGGUGACACCCAGAAUUUGUACCCAAGCACCAAAGGUAACGAUACUGGCAGUGACGAGGGAGCGGGCUGCACCGCCGGCAGACAGGGGGGCAGCCAUCAGGUUGUGGUGAUCUCGGAGGACGGUGCUGUGCAGAAGGUGCUACCACCAGAGACUGCUCCAAGCUCCAGUCCUGCUGAUGUACCAGAGAACAAGGUGAGCGGGAGGGAGUCCUCUCGCAUGGAGGACGACCGGCUGCUAAUUGAGAAGAUCAAGAACUACUACGAGGCAGCGGAAACAUCCAGUGACCAGCACCUCGUCCAGCGCCGGGAGAGCAUCUCCUUUAUCCCCACUGGGGUGGUGAGGGAUUCUAUUUUACGCUUCAACUACAAGACGGCACACGAGCGGAUCGAGGAACUCCACGACGACAAAGCGGGCGCCAGGGACAGCCCCCUUCAGCCCGGUGACUCCGGACCCAACCAGGGGAUGGGACUGCCGCAAGGAGGUGGCGAGACUUGCUCGCCCUCGGCCUCACAGCAGGAGGAAGGCCGGGGUCCCUCCCCGGGCCCAGUGCCCGUCAACGGCCACAGCAGCCCUGCUGGCGGUGAGUCGGAACUGGAGUUCAGGUCGUGCGCAGAGAUCAUCACGGUGUGGCGGGAGAUGGAAAGGGCCGCUCACUUCUGGGGCCACUGCCCGCAGGGGAGCGGGGCUGCCCGGGCCUCCCCCCGGCCGACGGAGGCUAGUCCCGGUGAACCGCUGCUCAUCCUCGAGGACUCGGACCUGGAAUCCAGGGCGGACACCCACAGUGACCCGCCAAGCAGCCCCGGGGAAGAGCAGCACCCUCGGGGCACGGAGGGGCCCGGGGAUCCCGGCCUCUGCUGCUUUGGUGAAGGCGCUGACCGAUGCCUCCUCCAGAACUCCGAAAAGAUCAUGACCAAAGUCCAGCUACUGGCAAAAAUGUACAGCCAGCGGAUCAGCCGGAAGAAAGCCCUGUUGCAGCGGCGUGUCUGGGAGCUAGAUCCCGAGGCAAGGCCUGGGCUCAAGCUGCGCAGGAGAAGGCUGGCUCCAGACCUGUCCCGAGCCCAGGAGUGCCAGCAGGAGCACAACUACGAUUCGGUUCGGAGUUUGGAGCCACCCGCUGCGUUCGGACACCUGAUCAUUCGGGAACCCAUCCCUGUCCUGUUCGCCCAGGAGAACAGCGUCCAACCCGCUGCCCUCAGGGUGCAUCCUGCGGUGUCCAGCCCGCCAAAGCAUGCCCCAGACUCGCCAGGCGAUCCAGCGUCAGGAUGCGCCUCCCCACUGAGCCCCAUGCCCUCGGGCUCCCUGCAGCUGGUCGAGUGUGCGCACAGUCCGGGCAUUUGCACGGAACGCCUGCCAGAGUUUCCCACCACCCGCCCGCACCCGGACUCCCAGAACGAAGCCCCUGCAGCCACUCUUGCUUCAGCCCGAUCCAGGUCACCCUUGCCCAUGUCGCCUCCAGCCCCCAGACUUGCCUCUCCCUGUGCAGCGGGCCCUACAGGUGAGGGGAGGCUUGGGGGGCCUGGUCCCGCAGAGGAACCAGCGCCCAGGUCCGGGCUCCCGCUGCCCUGCGCCGCCUCUGAAUUGUGCUGCCCCCUGCCCAGCUGGGUGAGCCUCCGGGGCCGUUCUCCCUCCCCCUCCGCUGUCAAACAGCUGGAACAGUGGAUGUGGCAGCCAAGGUUCACCCACACCACUCAGCCUUGCCCAUCUGCAGGCACACACGCCCGGACACCCUCUCCGUCCCAGCCUUGGGAGAGCCGCGACCCGGAGGGUGAGCCCAGAGUACACCCGAGUCCCGGCGUGGAGGAACCCCCGCCGCCGCCUCCGCCCUGCACCUCUAUCCGGCUUCGGUCUCCCUCCCCGUUCCGGAGCCAGAACCGGGCGGAACCCCCCCAACCCUCUGGCUGCCAGCGGCCCAUCUCCCUCCAGUUGUGCUCUGCCCUGCCGGGCGAGAGCGAGCCAGCGCCCGUGGGCUUUAGACCCCACUCCCGAAGGGGCAGAGCCCGACCUGAGAGCGGGGCGGCGCGGUUCUCUCUCACGGGCUCCGGCUUGGGUCCCCGGUUGCGCCCUCCCUCAGAACCGGGUUUGGGCAGCAAUCCCUCGCCCAGCGAGAGUCCAGUGCGGUGUCCGCAGGCCAGUCCAUUCCACCCGAACCCCGACCCGGAUGGGACCCAGAUCGUCUCGGGUCCCAGCGAUCACAGCCCUGGGCCGCGAUCCCCAGGUACGCCCGCUGGGCUCCAGCCCUCCGCCUCUCCGUGCCCAAGUGUCAUGUCACCGUGCAGCAGCAGACGGGCCACCGAAGCGGCGGAUUCAGAGGUGGUGGCCCCCCUGCCCCCACCCGGCCCGUGCUUCGCUCCCUCUCCCCCCACCUCUCCGUCCAGCUCCCCGCCCGAGGAGCUGGAGCCCAUCAGCCGGUCUGGCAGCGGGACUCCGGAGCCUGGGGAGGCAGAGAAGGCGCGGCGCCUUUCCGCUGGCGGGCGCACCAGCUACUCCACCACGCUCAGCCUGCAGAUCGGCGGCGGCGGCAGACCAGCCACCAUUAGCCGGGCGCAGGUCAGCCUGACCCAAACGUUCUUCCCCGCUGCCGCAGCCCGUAGCCCACGCAGGAUCACCGGGACCAGCGCCAGCAACCCCCCCUCGACGUGAGCCUGGAGCCAGCCACGCCCCCAUCUCGCCCUUCCAGCCUCAGCGCACCGGGCACCCCCUUCCUAAGGCCCCUACCAGCUGGAGCAGCCCUCGGGUCCAGGUGUGAUUAGAAGCUGCCCCCUCUCCACCACCCCACUCUUCGGGAUGAGGCUGUAGAACGGGAUCAGAAAGCAGCAGCCACGCAGGCAACGGGCUGAACGGCCGCGCCGUGCGCCACCUCGAGGUGUCCAGGCGGAGGGGGAAGUAGGUGGGAGUCGGCGGCCCUGAACCCGAUCUCAACCCGGUAACCCCGCUGUCCAGGGCUUGGGGCAGGAGGCCGAGACCUGAGGGUCACUGCACUGGCCAGGCAAACUGGAGUCACUCUUCACUCUCCCCUUCCCCUUCAUUCCUCCUUCCCACCUUCCUCCACCCUCUCCUCCUUGCUCUUCUCACCUUUCUCUCUGACCUCUCCCCUCCCCUCUCUCCCCACCCCACCUCUUACUCUUUCUGCUCCUCUUCCCCCUCUACAUCCCUUCCACUCCUCUACCCCUCAACUCUCUCCUCUCCCAUUCCCUUCCUCACCCCCUCCAGUGAAUAGUAUCUAACUGUUUGACACCCCUCCCACCCCAUUGUCCCGAGUGGACUCCAGCACCCGUGGGGGAGUGCCUGCCCAAAGCAUGGUCAUCUGUCGAGCUCCCGGCAGUGGGGAGAGGGAUGAUGCAGCGUAGGAGGGGUUAAUGGAAGUCCUUUCCGCUGGCGGUGUGACCCCGUUACUGGGUGCCGGCGGGCUUCUGACCAGCACCUGCCCCUCGCUCCCCCCAGGACCUGCAGAAUGAAGUGUGUGGGGGUGCACCGGACCAGGGGGAAGUGUUUCUCUUCAUCACUUGCACAGCACACCGCAAAGGCCAACGAGAAGCUUCACACUGCACUGGGGAGAGUUAUUUUUUACCAUAGCUACGAGAGUCCUGGUUUCUAUAUUUUUGUGAAAUGCCUAUGGUAUCAGUUAUUAUUUGUCUUGAACAUUCAGAGAGACGGGAUCAGACUUUUGUAAAUAUCUCAGUUGGAUAACAUCUAACUACAUCGCCGCCCUGACGUGGAUUGUGAUAAUCUCUCCUUUCCAAUUUUUAUGAAACUUUUUUGAAAAUAAAGAAAACCCUAUUCUAAUCAUACUGGCAAACUUCCCUGCACUGAGCUAAAAAUCCGUAACUCUAUUUCUGUGAGGAAUUUUCAAUCUUUUGCACUCAAACUGCUUUGCAACUGAUGAGAUCUUUUCAUAGAACAGUCUCUGCCCCAAGGGUUCACAACCGUUUUAAUGCCACGAACCCCAGGUUGGGAACCCCUGCUCUGUCCUAAGUUUUGCACAGAAAGCUCCCACAAACAGCAAGAUGCCUAGAUGGUCUGCUUUGAUGAUGCUAAUUGAGAGGGGCUGCACAGUUUCUAGAAACGUUUUGACAGAAUUGUUCGUGCACAACCACAUCUUCUGCAAACAGACAUGUAGUCCUUGGUCCUAUUUAUGAGCCGAUGGGACAAAAUUCCAGACAACACACGUAGUUUGUCAGCAAUGAGAUUUCCUCCCUACAUCACAACUCAGUUUCCAAAAUGACAGCCAAUCAGCUGAUUGAUUAGUUUAUAAACGCCAAGCAUUCAGAGCGCCCACCACAAUCAGUAGCGCACUAAUGACGUCUCCUCGAAUGGUGACGAGACGUUUGCGAGUUAAUCCCCAAGAUCAGAAAACAACUCAGCCCAACCCUCAACCACCCGAGCUACACACCUUUCGAAUUAUUUUGCAAAAUGCUGGAAAUAGAGUGAAGAGUGGGCUGUGGACGUGGUAGAAAGCCAGGCGACACCUCAGGAGAGAAGCUUUCAUUCUCUCCACAUAGGCUGACUGAUUUAUGCCCACUUUGUUGUUUUUACUUGAUUUGAGCGGCUGCAGCCCUUUCCCUGGGGAGAACUCUGCUCUUCCAUGUUGUUCUGGAGAGACCCCCCCAUGAAUCCAUCUGGUAUAGGGGAGAGGGCAGGAGGAUGGGGUUGCUGGGGAUUAGAUUAGAUUAUGAGAACACUCAGUCCUCUUUUAUUGUCAUUUAGAAAUGCAUAUAUGCAUUAAGAAAUUAUACAAUGUUUCUCCGGAGUGAUACCACAGAAAAACAGGACAAACCAAAGACUGACACUGACAGAAACACAUAAUUAUAACAUAUAGUUACAGCAGUGCAAAGCAAUACCAUUAAUUUGAUGAAGAGCAGAACAUGGGCACGGUAAAAAAAAGUCUCAAGUCCCGAUCGACUCCCGAGUCCCCGAUAGCAGGCGGCAAAAGAGAGAAGCUCCCUGCCAUAAACCUCCAGGCACCGUCAACUUGCCGAUGCCUUGGAAGCAGCUGACACCGAGUCCGUCCGUCCGAAAACUUCGAACCUCCGACCAGCCCCUCCGAUACAGCCUCCUGAGCGCCAUCCUCUGCUGAGCGCCCUCAACCUAGCCCCAGCCACCGAAACAAGCAAAGCCGAGGAUUCGGGGCCUUCUGCUCCAGAGAUAAUAGAUAAGUAAUGAUUUUAUUUAGGGAUACAGCAUGAUAACAGAUCCCUUCGACCCAAUGAUCCUGCACCGCCCAGUUACACCCAUGUGACCAAGUAAUCGCUUAACCAGAAUGUAUUUUGAGUGUGAAGAAGCUGGAGGAAACUUUCGCGGUCACAGGGAGAAGGUACAAACUCCUUGCAGGCAG